UCACGCAGCUGUCAUUCGAUAUUACAAACUCACUCUCCUUCAUUAUCUUUCCUUUGUAGACAGCAAAUUAGAGUUUGCAGCUGUCGGAUCUUUCUUUCUCUCUCUCUCUCUCUCUCUCUCUCUCUCUCUUUCUUUCUUUUCUUUCCUUUUUAAUUUAACCUUCCCAGUCCAUUUCUUGUCAAGAAACUUAUCGAGUAAUAACAGCAUCAUAGACUAACUCUUUCUAUCAUUUUCUUUGUCUUAAAACUCUUGCAAUGAUUCUUUUCUGGAUAAUGGAAAUGGAGGCACCCAUAUCAGAGACAAUAUAAUGAGUAGGUUCAAGAAAGGAAUCUGAUAUAAUCCAGAAUUUAUGCAUGAACAGGAACAAGAACAAGAAUAAAGAAUACCCAUCAACUCGUAGUUUGAUGAUUUGCACGCUAUGGCGUAUCCACAUUAUCGAUCUCAGUUCGGUGACACCACGUUUACUAAAGUGUUUGUUGGUGGUUUAGCUUGGGAGACUCCUACUGAAGAAAUGCGUAAAUAUUUUGAACAGUUUGGAGAGAUUCUUGAAGCUGUUAUCAUUACUGAUAAGAAUACAGGAAAAUCUAAAGGAUAUGGGUUUGUUACUUUUCGUGAUCCUGAAUCGGCUAGAAGAGCUUGUGCUGAUCCAAACCCAGUAAUCGAUGGAAGAAGAGCUAAUUGCAAUAUUGCUUCUCUUGGUCGGCCUAGACCUUCACCUCCUCGAGGAAGACCUCAGGGUGGUAGUACCAGUACUAACCAAUACCAAGGAAGUCAAUCAUAUAGUGGAGUGGCAACACCUUUGCCUCCUACUCCACAGCCACCUCCGCUGCCGCCGCCACCACCACCACCUGUUAUCUAUCCACAUUACGGGUACCCAGCCUACACUCCUGACUAUGGAUACCACCAGGCAAUCUAUAACCCACAGGUUCAACAACCUCAAUACUAUCAUCAAUUGUACGGAUCAUCAUCAUCAUCAUCUACAAUGGGCUCACCAUACUAUUAUCAUGGCUACACUUUGCAACCUUUAAGGGGUGCACUUUCUGCCCCUCAGCCUCAGCGUUUACCGGCGACCGGACCACCGUCUUACUUUUACUACCCAAGUAAUACUCUGGAGCCAUACCCUCCUCCACCUAAUUUUCAAUCCACAAGGCAUUCCUUAGUCCCCUCUUCUACUGGUACUGAAGCAUGUGGAUGAGCUGUCUGGUUAUUGGUGUGACCCAAAUAAUGGGUCAAUGUUAAAGAUUCACCGCAGACUCCACAGAAUUCUACUACAGAAACAGAAGCUGGUGUGGUUACUUCAGAAAGUACAAAUCCUUAAAGCUAAAACAAGAAGUCAUAUAAAUAUAUAUAUAAAUGAUUCAGUGACAAAGCUUAAUUUGUUCAAUCUCAGUUAAAUAUUUAUCUUCUAUAUUCUCAGCAUUCGCUAUUAAUUUACUUUUGCUGCAUUAUUAGGUCAGUACUGAGUACUACUACUACUGCUUCAGGGAGGUAAAAUUAUUCAUCUUCUCUCCCCAGCAGAAAGGAUUCAGACUAAUUGCUAUGCUGAUCUUUUUCUUUUCUUUUCUUUUUGGAAAAAAAAAAAAAUUCAACUAUUAUUUUUUUUUCUCCAUGUUAAUUAAUUUGAAUUAAUCAUUCUUGUAAGAUAUAAAAAGCUUAAUUUAUUAACAUCUUUUAUUAAA
This is a messenger RNA of Jatropha curcas, 1679 nucleotides long. NCBI's taxonomy places the organism in Eukaryota, Viridiplantae, Streptophyta, Magnoliopsida, Malpighiales, Euphorbiaceae. The record is from RefSeq and is a predicted model, not a curated record.